Striga hermonthica is the source of this 1845-nucleotide messenger RNA. NCBI's taxonomy places the organism in Eukaryota, Viridiplantae, Streptophyta, Magnoliopsida, Lamiales, Orobanchaceae. The record is from the annotation of a GenBank genome assembly.
AUGACAGAUGAAGUGGCUUACGGGGUCGCAGGAGGCGAAUUGAACAAGCGCAAGUAUGAGGAUUCGCCGUCUCCGGUGGCGCGCAGGGCAACGGGGUUCUCGUCGCCUCCCGACUCCGCCCCGCCGCCGUCUUCUUACAACAGCGUCCCUCCGCCGAUGAACGAGAUCGAGGCGGCCAAACAGAAGGCGCAGGAGAUUGCAGCUAGGCUCUUGAAUAACGCGGACCCAUCCAAAAGAGCGAGAGUUGAGAACGGAGCUGGCGUUGGUGGCGGAUUUGAUGCUAUCGAUGCAGGUAGCGGUCAGAAGCAUCCUGGCUUGGGUCUUAGUGGUCCACCUCCAAGCGCAUCAUUUGGUUACCCAGGCCCCAGCAAGAAAAUUGAGAUACCAAAUGGGAGGGUUGGUGUCAUUAUUGGAAAAGGUGGGGAAACUAUCAAAUACCUACAAACUCAGUCAGGCGCUAAGAUCCAGGUCACAAGAGACAUGGAUGCAGACCCUAAUGCUGCUACCAGAGCCGUUGAACUCACUGGUACACAGGAUCAAAUAGACAGGGCAGAGAAAUUGAUAAAUGAUAUUCUUUCAGAGGCUGAUACAGGUGGUUCUGGCAUUGUAUCUAGGAGGGUGGGUGGGCAAGGAGCUGGAGCUGAUCAGUUUGUUCUGAAGGUCCCCAACAAUAAGGUUGGACUUGUUAUUGGUAAAGGAGGUGAAACUAUUAAAAAUAUGCAAGCAAGGACUGGUGCUCGCAUUCAGGUUAUACCUUUGCACUUGCCACCUGGUGAUAUGUCAAAAGAAAGAACAGUGCAGAUUGAUGGAACUAAAGAACAGAUUGAAGCUGCAAGGCAGUUGGUCGAAGAAGUUAUCAGUGAGAACCGCAUGAGAAACCAAUCAAUGGGUGGAGGGUAUAAUUCUCAGCAAGACUACCAAGCGCGGCCUCCGAGCAACUGGAGCCAGCCGGGCCCACCCAUGCAGCAACCUGGCUACGGUUAUGUCCAGCCUGGCCCAUACCCCGGCCCUGAGCAGUACAACAUGAACAACCCAAAUUACACUAGUUACCCGCCCACGUCUGGCGGGUACACUGCUGGCUGGGAUCCAUCUCAAAACCAGCAAACUGCCCAGGGAGGUUCUAACUAUGAUUACUACAGCCAGCAACAGCAAACCCAUGGUGGCCCGGCCGAUGGUUCUGGUUAUAAUUAUGGGCAGGGACAGGGACAGGGACAGGGCUAUGGCCAGGAUGGCUAUGGCGGUUACCACACGGGCACAGCUCAGUCUGGCUAUGGACAGCCAGCGGCUAAUCCUAGUGCCGGAUAUGAACAGCAGAAGCCGGGAGGCUAUAACGCGACUUAUGGCAACCCACCAGCCGACGGAAACACCCAGACUGACACCAGCCAACCACCAGCCCAGCCCAGCCCGAAUCCAAACUAUCCCUCCGGUUAUGGGGCAUCUUCACAGAGCGGGUACGGAACUCAAAUGCCGUCUGGUUAUGGAAGCUACGGUGGGCCACAGGCUCAGAAGCCAGGUGGGGGUCAGCCUAGUUAUGGGCAGUUGCCUGGAAGUCAAGGUGGCAGCUAUGCUCCAUCUGGAUAUCCUCCUCCUCAGCACCCUCCGCCAGCCCAAACAGGCUAUGCUCAGAUGGAUGCAGGUGCACAAAGGCCCCCAACAUCGGGCUAUCCACAGUCUCAGGUAGGGUAUGGGGGCCCGUCUUAUGGGGGUCAACCUGGAUACGGGCAGCAGCCGUAUGGUGGAGGGUAUUCUCAGCAGGCUCCCCCGGCUUAUUCCACCGAUGCAUCUGCGGGGGCUCAACCAGCCCAGCCUGCUGCUGGGUCUGCCAAAACCUCACCACCUAGUUGA